Microcebus murinus (gray mouse lemur) is the source of this 7431-nucleotide messenger RNA. NCBI's taxonomy places the organism in Eukaryota, Metazoa, Chordata, Mammalia, Primates, Cheirogaleidae. The record is from RefSeq and is a predicted model, not a curated record.
GCCGCAAGAAGGACUGCUUGGCCCUGUCUGUGUGCCUGGGGGGCCCGCCCUCAGUGGGCGGGGCCUGUGGAGCCAGGCUGGGGCAGGAGGCUGUUGGUAAGGAUCAGAUUGUGGGUCCUCCAUUCAGAUUCUCUUCCGUUGUCAGCCGCUCCUCAGGGGUCCCACUUCUGUUCACUCGCUGCCUUGUUCCUGUCCAGUGGUGGCAGGAGGCCAUGGCGCGGUGUGGCACGGCCAUCUGUAGAUCAGUGCGCGCACGACGGGUGCGUGCCAUGUAGCUGGGCGCAGACGUGCUCAAAUGUGUUGCGGCGGGGCCAGCAGGUGCAAGUGACCCCCUCAGGCAGCGCUGUGGGUGGCCACAGCACUGCUGCCCCCACAGAGCGAGGCUCACAGGGAUGGUGGUGGGCACCGUCCUGCUGGCCGCUGAGCUGGGGGAGCUGCUCCACUUACCGCAUAGCAAGGGGCAGCCCCACAGGCUGGGGUGUGGGGCCAGCCUGCCCUCCCCUGUGCUGGUUGGGGUAUCCGCCUCUGCUGGGGCCGUCCCCCACGCUCCUGCCCCUCUUGAGUGUUGGUCGAUGAGUGUCUGUGGCGCUGUCUCCAGCUUGCGGUGCGUUCUCCUUCUCGCUGGGAGCGAGGUAUGGUCAUGCCUCAAGCUCUCUGCUUCCCUGUUCAAUGGGUAGGACUUUGUCAGUGUCUACUUUUACCUAGUUUUCUAUGACUCAGUAAGGCGCUCAGAGAUAAAACUAUUGCAUUCGUCGUAAAAGCACUCUGGCCUAUAGACUGACCCUCAGGCUGCCCUUUUGGUUUUGUAAGGGUGGAGUGCUGGGAGGUGGCCCUUCCCUUAUCCUAGAAAUGACGUGUCUGACUCCUGCUGUGUCUGCAGUCACUUUCGGAUGCCACCUUCUUCAGGGUUAUUUCCUCUGUGGCUUGAGGAUAAAAACAAGUUAGACAGAAAGGGAGUUUUAAUCUUCAGAUAAUUAAUGCGUUAACCAUAGCUGAAGCCGGAAGAAAAGGACUAGGAGAGGGAUAGAGAUAAAAAUGCGCUUUUUGAACAGCACCAGAGAAUGCAGCAUAUUCCCAAUUAUCUUGUAUUGCUAGUGUAUGAGAUCGUUUACAUGCACAAUUAAUAUAUCGUCAAUGUGACGUACUCCCAAGGUUCGAGGGUAUGAGAAGUGUGGCAGUGGGACGCCUCAUCUUCCGGGGUUACCCACAAACCCAUGAAUGGGGUUUGUCACAUGCACUGAGUGUUAUGAGGUGAUCAUGAGACAGAGUGUUGGUAUUUUACUUGCCAGUUCAAUCAGCCAGUAGCUUAGCACGGCUAUGCCGGAACCCAGCGUGAGGUAGACGCUGUGAGACUUGGAAGUCUCAGGUGCUCUUGUUUUCUUCACCUGGCUGCAUUUGUUUCCCCGUGGUCUGCAGUGGACUAGGAAUGGAGGGAGAAGUGCUUUGCAUACUUUUCUGUUUACUGCCUUUGUGCAGUGUUUGUUAUUGCAGCAAGCAAAUGAAAUUAAGCCACUUGGGGAUAAUGAAUAUUCAGUGUAAUUCGGUUUUUCUACUUUGUCUCAUUUUGUAUCACUCUGUUGCGUUUAUAAAAUGUGGUUAUGUUUUACAGGGUAGUUUAUUUCUUUUUACGCUUUCUGACAGAAAGCGCCUUGAAAUAAAUGGAAUUUGAGAAUGUUCUGGUACUGUGUCCCUGACAGCAUGGUGUCGUGAGGUAACCCCCUAGUCUGGGUCUUUCUGAAGUGUGGGGUUAUUGCAAAGCACAUGUGGACUAACCCAUUUUGCCAUUUGAGUGUGGCAGGUUCUAGAAAAGGCAGACCCUGGCAAGGACCAAAGGCUCCAUGGCCUGGGACUAAAGCACGGUGGCCCUGUGCUUGCAUGGAGCCUGCAAACUGAGUCCGCUCAUGCCUUGGGGAGCCUGAGAUGUUCUUUCCAUCCAGUGAGGAUAUGAUCGGCAAACAUGCAGACAAAAUAUAUUGAGGACAGUUUUCCUAAGGCAAUAUAAUUGUUUUUAUUUUCUUAUUUCUGUAUGCUGCUAGUUUUGGAGAGUUGCGGAACCAGGAGUUCCAGAAAGAAUCUUACACCUUUUAUGGUAAACACGAUGGCGUCCCUGGGGUAGUGGAGCAGGUUCCCUUCUGGGCUGGUGCUGCCCAGGCUCCGUGUGAACAGAGACCAGACUGAUAGUGUCAUGCGUGGAGGGGCCUGGCUGCUUCCCUGCAGUGGAAGACGUUGAGUUGUGCACUUAGGGUCACGAGUGGUGUGGGCGCCUGCCAGACCCACCAGCUGACACAGCUACCUGUUGUCAUCAGCCUUCGGUCAUUUUUGCUUUGUUGACAUGUUUUAUCCUGAUAUACGCGUGUUACUUUUUGCAACAGGUAUGUUUUUAUCUCAGAAAUACAUUUUGUUUUCUCAGAUUUUUUGUAAAUCAUAUUGUGAACAUUAGUCAUUUGAAAUUCUGUCUAAAACCGUAGCCUGCGGUGGUUUCCUGUUCACGUCUGGCUCUGUAACCCCUCAGUCCACUGAAUACGACCCCCCAUCCGUCCCCCCAAGAUCUUCUGAGAAGUGCAGAAGGGAUAGCUUUUGCUGCCAGUUCUUAAUCUGAUAGUAAAAGUUUUCACGUUUUUCUCAGAAUGGUCAUCUGAAAGCUCUUUUUUCUUUAAUAGGAUGUUUUAAUACGAACAAGGAAUUAAAUACUAAUACUUUGUUUUUACUAAAAAGUUGGUAUGUUAGAAUUGGAAGGAUAGCAGGAAAUUAGUUUCAUGUAACUUUAUGCUUUGGUUUUGAAAUGUCCCCACUCUGACAGCACUGAUUUUUUUUAUUGUGUGUCUGUAUACCUGUGUGUGUUUAGUUUGAAAUCUGUCAUCUGUUCUCUAGAGUCCUGGCACUGACGUUCAUAAUCUAGUCUCCUUUUUGUAAAAGAAAUAGAACUUUUUGAGCUACCCACUGCAUGAUUUUAAGCCGAAUUAGAAUAGUCUAAGUAAUUUUUCUUUUCUUUUUUUCUUUUACUUGCGAAAAUUUUCUAACAUAUCAAAAAAUAGAGGGAAUACUACGUACACCCCAGACAUCCUCCACUGUCGUGAGCCAGGGCUGGAGAUGACUGCAAGAGUCUGAUCUUGUGUGGCGCCAUGCUUUCCGGCUGUUAGCGCUUCCUGCAGUUGUAGGACACUCACAAAGGACUCAGCCCGACUCUCGGCAGGGCCUGUGCGUGGCGUGUGCAGGGCCAGCGGUGUGCUGAGGCCACGCCGUGGGCCUUGUGGAGCAGGCCGCGCGCAUCUGUGCUUGUCUGGUACCAGAGAACAGAACUGCGGCCUUUCCCGUCACUGCUCCCUGCGUGGCACUGACAUGUGUGUCCUGGGUGUCAGCACGCACUUGCUGCUUACGUUCCCUCACCUUACAGGCAGCAGCGCAGUGGUUCUUCAUGGCGGUGGGUGUCACCAGGAGAGCUUGGGUGACUGCAGGACAGUUUGAGAGCUGCAGUGGGGACCACAGUUCCUCGCACCUAUGACCUGCUUGUCUUAAAUAUUCUGCCUUAAUUUUGAAAUGCCAUCUUCACUUGUGAUUUUUUUGCUUCCAUAAGAGUAGAAUACAGGGCUUGAGUGGCCCUUUGGUGUAACUAGCUGUGGCAGAAUCUUCUACGGUAGAGUGUCCUGAGCUGUUCUGCCUUUUCCAGAGGCCACGAAACAGCCCUGGCAGUAAAUCCACCUGUGCCACAGACCGGGUGACAUGGGGUGGUUGGUGUGGGGGAGGAGCUGAGGUUCAGCAUGUGGUGACCGGUAAUGAUCAUGUCCCCACACUGUGGGUGGGGGUGGUUCUUGUCUCAAGGUGUGUGUGGGUGUGACACUGUGAUUACCUGCAGCAAUUCAACGUGUCUUGGGUGGAAGGCCAGGUUUACAGGUCCCGUGUGACCUUGAUACAGAAGGAGAUUGAUCAGGUGAAGCCUGUAGACAGACCCGUUUGCACCCAGCUAUAACCGAAAAAAUUAACGAAAGAAGUAACAACUGAAGACCAGUGGAUUUUGUCGUGUGUAUCUUCCGAACGGGUGUGUUUGUAAACACGGGUCCCUGCGUGCUCCUCUGCGGGCCGUGCGUGCGACGAGCUCACCUACUGCACGCGCCUGUGGGCUGCAGACGGGCAUUUUGAGCUUUGGAGAGAGGAAGGCUUCUGGCGUGCAGUUGCUUGCCGUGCCGUGGGUGGCGGCUUGUGUGAAGAGAUGCUCUGCAUGUUGGGCUGGAAGGUGUAAGCUCAGUGACCAGGCAGGAGUGGCUGAGCCGCUGCUGCCUGAGGCGUUGCUCUCAGACCCAGUCUCCACGUGGCUGUGCCUUCUGCUACCUGGAGCACUUCGGGCUUUGCCCACACACGGUGGUCUCACUGCUGUGGAUCACGGUGUCUGUCUUGUCUGGCUGUCAUAAUUUUCCCACCUGGCUUUUGAAAGUGGAGCAAGAUGACCUGUCACCAAGGAUCGUCUGUCAUGGGGUGUCCCGGAGGAGCAGGAGAGGCGGCGGUGGCCGCCAGCCAGAAGCCAGGGGACUGGCCAGGCGCUUGUCCCUGCUGCUCCACACCUUCCUGUGCCGGGCCAGUCCUUAAUGUCUGGGCGUUCCAGUUUCAGGAAUGUUGAACGGCCGUGUUUCUGAGAUUCACACAAGGAAUUCACCAGCCCUUUGAGAAGAAUGAACUGUUCCAGAACCUUCCAGAGUUACUCUCUGUGUAGAGCCCACAUUGCACUCCAUUUGUUGUGUCGUGAAGUUCCAUCUUUCUGGUUUCUGGUGAAAUCUCACACAGUUCUUUGUCCUGUUUUUGCCGACCAUUCAGUGUUGACUCAGCUCCAGAGGUGAACCCCAGUCUCUGCAGAUGUCCCGACGCAGUGACUGUGGGGAGAUGUAACGGCCCUCGCAGUGAACUGAAGUUAGACAGGACACAGCCCUCCAGGAGUGACGACCUGUGGGUGCUGGUGUGACAGCUGUCACCAGGAUCACCCUCCAUCCUUGAAAACCCACGUGUUAACCGUCUGCUGUCAUCCUCUCCGUCCUGAACAUCAAAUAUGGAUGAUGGAAGGUCGGCCUUGCUUUUAGAUGCCGAUGCCCUUUUAAUGUCUGCUCAGCAAGCCUAGGGGAGCUAGGUGCGGGAAGACUGGGCAGGUACAGAGAGGGUGGAGGGUAAGUUUGGGUUGUUCUAAGCGCACUCCCAAGCCUUCAGCACAGCAUGAUGUCUGCUUUGUGGAAGAUGGCUUUCCGGAGGUGUGCGGGUGGGGUGAGGGUGUCUGAGGAGGAGGCCCCUGGGAGAGGUAGGAUGUGCCCUGAAGUUCUUGAGCUGACAUCCAUAGCUGGAGAUACCCCACAGGGGGCACCCCCACCCCUCCCCCAGCCCAGAGCACAGCAUGUGGUCUGUGCUCAGAACACCUUUGCCAGUGAGCCUAGGGGCCAAUGACAACCUUCAUCGCCUGUCAGCGAGCAUCUGUUGCGUGGACACAGGCCAGCGUCUGAAGAACCAUCCCUCCCAGGCCUGGCUCACGGUCCCAGGAGUGGAACCUGUCCCCAAAGAGCCAUUUAAGAACCGGUUCCUGUGGGUUUUCACUGCCUUUGCACUCAGUAGAGAGGCCGUUGCUAAUUUCCAUUUGACCAGUAUACAACCCAGUGAGUUCCCGAACACCAUCACCCCUUAUUUCAGGGACCGGAAUCCCCCCUCGGCUCCCUGCCCUGUGCAGGAUCCCUGGCACGCACCUCUGGGGCCAGGUCCCCCCCACCUCCCCGGGCUGUCUCCGAAGCCUCCGUGCCAACCUCAGGCUGCAUCUGACCUCCCCUGGUGGACGGACGUGGGCCGGGCAGGGUGGGGCGGGGACCCAAUGGCAUGCCCCGCCCCGCGCUCCCGCCCUGGUGGCCGUCUGGGGGCGACACGUCCUGGGAGCGCCAAACGGAAGCGCUGCUGGAACUGACACGUGGACUUGGGCGGUGCUGCCUGGCUGGGUCGGCCUGGCCGGGAGUUGGGAGGGCCUGCUAGGCAUUAGGACAUGCUGUGCCCACGUCCUAGUGCCCCAAGCCUGAUGCAGCCGCCCCUAGACGAGGCCCGCAGGGACACGGCUGAGGACACCCAGUGGUCCAGGCCCGAGUGCCAGGCGUGGACAGCGGCCCUGCUGCUGGGCACCUGCCUGCUCUACUGCGCCCGCGCCAGCCUGCCCAUGUGCACCGUCGCCAUGAGCCAGGACUUCGGCUGGAACAAGAAGGAGGCCGGCGUCGUGCUCAGCAGCUUCUUCUGGGGCUACUGCCUGACGCAGGUCGUGGGCGGCCACCUCGGGGACCGGAUUGGGGGUGAGAAGGUCAUUGUGCUAUCAGCCUCGGCCUGGGGCUCCAUCACGGCUGCCACGCCCCUGCUCGAGCACCUGGGUGGUGCCCACCUGGUCUGCAUGACCUUGUCUCGAGUCCUCAUGGGCCUGCUCCAAGGCGUUCACUUCCCUGCCCUGACCAGCCUGCUGUCGCGGAAGGUGCGGGAGAGCGAGCGGGCCUUCACGUACAGCACCGUGGGCGCCGGCUCCCAGGUGGGGACGCUGCUGACCGGGGUGGUGGGCUCCGCGCUCCUGGAGUGGCACAGCUGGCAGAGCGUCUUCUACUUCUCGGGCGGCCUCACCCUGCUCUGGGCGUGGUGCGUCCACAGGUACCUGCUGAGAGAAAAAGACCUCGUCCUGGCCUUGGGCGUCCUGGCUCGGGGCCUGCCAGUGUCCAGGCACAGCAAGGUCCCCUGGAGGCAGCUCUUCCGGAAGCCGUCCGUCUGGGCGGCCGUCUUCUCCCAGCUCUGCUCUGCCUGCUCCUUCUUCACCCUGCUGUCCUGGCUGCCCACCUUCUUCCAGGAGACCUUCCCGCAGGCCAAGGGCUGGGUCUUCAACGUGGUGCCCUGGCUGGUGGCCAUUCCGGCCAGCGUGUUCAGUGGGUUCCUCUCUGACCACCUCGUCUGUCAGGGUUACAGACCCGUCACGGUGCGGAAGUUCAUGCAGGUGAUGGGCCUUGGCCUGUCUGGCAUUUUCGCCCUGUGUCUGGGCCACACCUCGAACUUCCUCCAAUCCGUGGUCUUUGCCUCGGCCUCCAUUGGCCUCCAGACCUUCAACCACAGCGGCAUUUCCGUGAACAUUCAGGACUUGGCCCCAUCCUGCGCUGGUUUUCUGUUUGGUGUGGCCAACACAGCAGGCGCCGUGGCAGGUGUCGUGGGCGUGUGUCUGGGCGGCUACCUGAUCGAGACCACGGGCUCCUGGACUUACCUGUUCAACCUGGUGGCCAUCACCAGCAACCUGGGGCUCUGCACCUUCCUGGUGUUCGGGCAGGCCCAGCGGGUGGACCUGAGCCCCACCCACGAGGACCUGUAGCUCCUGACCCGCCACCUUCCGAGGACCCGGCUCCAGCAGCCCCGGGACAAAGGCUCCAUUGCAGGCGUGGAAUAGAGGCACCGGAG